This is a messenger RNA of Larimichthys crocea (large yellow croaker), 885 nucleotides long. It is a transcript of the gene scimp, whose product is annotated as SLP adaptor and CSK interacting membrane protein. The transcript has 5 exons. NCBI's taxonomy places the organism in Eukaryota, Metazoa, Chordata, Actinopteri, Sciaenidae. The record is from RefSeq and is a predicted model, not a curated record. The coding region runs from base 162 to 770 and encodes 202 amino acids.
UUUGAGUUUUCUUUGCUUUGGUUAACUAAGAAAAUUAGAAACUGUCAUGCAAAUACGAUACACGAUGCACGAUCGCCAUAAAUCGACAUCUACUAUCAUCAACCAUUGACUGAGACUGUUUUACUUUUACCCAGCCGUGAAGUUUUCUGGAAAGAGCGCCCAUGGAUCUUUUGCGCAAAUACAUCUGGUUAUUUGUGAUAUUUGGGAUUCUUUUUUCCAGUCUGGUAAUCAUCCUAAUCUUCCUACUUAUCAACAAGUGCAUAUCCAGAGCAGCCAAACACAGACUCACACCGCUUCAAAGAAGAUCUGACUUCAGCGUCCAGAGCAACAAAUACCAGGAGACCUACCUUAAAACCGACAAUCCACCUUUACCUCCACGGACACAGUUUCUUACAGCAGAUGCCCAAAGCUAUGAGAAUCUGGCAGAGGUAUCCGACUGCGAACAGGGCAUCCCCGACUACGAACAGAGCACAGCCGACUACGAACAGAGCACGCCCGACUACGUGCAGCCACAGCCCGAGUACAAACAGAGCACAGCCGACUAUGUGCAGGCAGAGCCCGACUAUGAACAGAGCACAGCCGACUACGUGCAGCCACAGGCCAACAACGAGGAAGACAUGCCUAAUUAUGUGAAAGUGGAUGCUGAGACGACUUUCCCUCUUCCUCCACCAUAUCAAGAUCCAGAUCCAGCAGCAGACAACACCUCCAGUGAGGACUACGAUGACAUUGGAGGUGAAGAUGAUGAAGAGGACUAUGAUGACGUGGCAUAAGACCACGAGAGCAUAGGAUGGAGACAUUUUUGACUUUCUUAUUUGCAUCCUGCUGAGCAGGGAGAUCACAAAGACUUAACUUUAUCACUGUUUUAUUUUGUCUGUUUGUAUUUUU